Striga hermonthica is the source of this 426-nucleotide messenger RNA. The record is from the annotation of a GenBank genome assembly. NCBI's taxonomy places the organism in Eukaryota, Viridiplantae, Streptophyta, Magnoliopsida, Lamiales, Orobanchaceae.
AUGAACACCUGCACCUUUCUUGUGAUCAUUUCCUUCUUUUCUCUCAUCAAUAUUGUAGCUCUCUCUUCAGGAGCAAGGGAGUUAAUUUUAAACAAAUCAAGAGUUCUCGUGAGCAAUGGCUUACGUGACGACAAUAUCACGAUCCACUGCUACUCGUCUGACGAUGAUUUAGGUACACAUCAACUCACUUAUGGCGCGAAUUUCAGCUGGCAUUUCCGCACGAACCUUUUUGACACGACAAAGUUUUACUGCGAUUUUAACACAAAGUAUGGUUCGGGAAAGUAUGGGGUUUUCACUUGGAAACUGAGUGUGGACUAUUGUGGUAAUUUCUGCAUAUGGAUUGUGGUCAAAGUAGGGCCUUGCUUGCAAGCUGAUAAGAAAUAUGUGUGCCAAGAUUGGAAGAAUCCACCCAAAACCUUAAGCUGA